This is a messenger RNA of Paramacrobiotus metropolitanus, 1432 nucleotides long. RefSeq names its product baculoviral IAP repeat-containing protein 3-like. The transcript has 2 exons. The record is from RefSeq and is a predicted model, not a curated record. NCBI's taxonomy places the organism in Eukaryota, Metazoa, Tardigrada, Eutardigrada, Parachela, Macrobiotidae. The coding region runs from base 74 to 1012 and encodes 312 amino acids.
AAACGAUUCAGGAAAGUGUCAUUAGCGCUUUGUUUGUUCAAAAGUUGCAAUAAGUUACUGUGCACAUAUAAACAUGCCCAUUCGGGAUUGUCCUCUUACCUGUUUUUGUUUAGCCGUCACACCGGAAGCCAGGAUGAGCUUGGAAGAUCGGUUGAAAACUUUCGACAAAUGGCCUUUGGCGUAUGUUUCGCCGCAGUCCCUUGCGGAAGCAGGGUUCAUCUACACGGGUGCAGGAGAUGAAGUCAAGUGUGUGUUAUGUAAUAUUGUGCACUUCAACUGGAUGAUGGGUGACCAACCAAAGUUUGAGCACCGGCGAAUCAACCCCGACUGCGCGUACGCGGCUAUGGUGGCGGAUGGCGAGCUGUAUUUUCCAGCGAUGAAGGAAUACCGCGACCGUUUUGCGACGUACGCUAAUUGGCCGGGGCAAGUUGUUAGCCAACGUCCAAUGGAUAUGGCUAACGCUGGAUUUUUCUUCAAUGAGGGAGUGUGGGAUCAGGUCCAGUGUUUUUGCUGUGGCCGCAAACUGGCGCAGUGGACCCGCGACGAUGACCCGUGGAUCGAGCACGCCAAGUAUGAACCUCAGUGCGCAUAUUUACUGGAGAAGAAGGGUCUGCGUUUUGUGCGAGAGGUUCGACGGCUUCACGAUAUGGACAAGCUGAAGUGGGCGGGUAGUUUGCGAAAGAAUCGAAUGGAUUUUUUGGUGGCGUUCGCAAUGGAGCAGGGUGUACACUACACGUACCUGAUAAAAGCUGUUCAACGGUAUGGGCGCUUUGAGCGCAUCAUUGAUCUAGUGAAAAAGGCAAAUGUCAUCAAGGCCCGUACCAUAGAAGCCCGCUUGGACGAAAACUGUCAACUGGAAAAAGAGUGCAGUGUAUGUCUGAAUAAAAACGUAUCCAUAUGCUUUGCACCAUGUGGGCAUGCCAUUUGUUGUGUCGAAUGUUCUGGUAAAGUGAGAGAAUGCCCGCUGUGCCGUCAAGUGAUUUUGCAAAAAAUUAAGCUUUUUUUCGCCUAAUCAGUCUAUUUAAGCAGACUAGCAUACUAAAAUGAUUUAUUUUGCCAUCGAAGAAAAUGUUCGGUUUAAUAAAUGAUUAUCCGCGCUUUAGCGCUCCUUUUGGAAUGUGCGUUUGUGGACCCACAAUGUCGGGUAAAACGCAGUUUGUUUUUGCUUUAAUUAAAAAUAGGUCGUUAGUUUUUGAUCGACCACCAGACCGUAUACUGUACUGCUACGGUCAGUGGCAGAAGGGUUUUGACGAGUUACGGAAAGACGUUGAUCAGGUCGAGUUCGUGCAUGGUUUGGAUGACCUUUUCUCGGUGGUGCACUCGAUCGAUAGCAGUACGCAUACCUUAGUUGUCAUCGAUGACCUGGCCACGGAUUUGUGUAAAGACGUUCGUUGUUCCGACCUCUUCACCCGCGGCAUACAUCACAAGAAUA